AAUGUCAAACCAAAUCUUGUAGGAAAGGAGGAUACCCAGAGGUAAAGGAUACAAAAUUCUAGAUGAUGUUUGAAAUGUUGAUAAAUAUUGAUAGUUUCUUUUUGUUUCAGCUGCCCGAAUGUUUGAUGUGUUUGAUGUGGGUGUUAUGGAAUGUCUACAGUGGCGGUUGAUGUGCGUAGCACAAAAACAGAAUGGAGGCGUUGCGCACUCUCCGGGUCAUUCCUUCAUUGUCAAGCCUCAGGUUCUUGCAAGACGUACUUGUACAAAGGGAAUUAAUGAGGCUUUAGUUAGAUGGUAUCCCCCGGGAGUUUUACCUGAUGAGUGGGUAGCAGUGGAUAAGCUUGAGGCAGCAAGAACUGUACCCCUAGAACAGAUGUCCCCUGAAGCCAAACAGGUUGUCUCUCGUUUAUGUUACCCAAGUUUAGCACCGCCUAUAAAACACAGGCGCAAGCGCCCUGCGUGUCCAAAAUCUUUACCUUUAGAGCUAUCAAAAGCUGUCUGAGCUUAGGGAUGUUUCUUUUUUAUUAUAAUUUUUUUUUAGACAAAAAUAGGUCAUGAUCUCAUUCCAAUACGGAGUAACACAUUUUGUGUGUGUGUGUGUGGUGUGAGCAUUCCCCCUGGUGUUGUGUUAGAGGGAAGCUGUAGUGCCCUUUGUUGGAGCUCAGAACAUUGAAAUUUAUUAUGGAUUAUGCCAAUCCAAGUGAAUGGACCAAAUAUUGGACCAAAAAAAAAAAACAAAAAAAAAGGAAAAAAAAAAAGAUAAUGUGCUAACUAGAAAAGGAGCAUGUAUCUGUGUGUACAGUUGAUGGUGUAUAUUUGUAAAUAGUGUGAGAGUUGAACAACCAGCAUAGUUUGUCCACUGCCAGGAGCUCUUAUACUAUUACUGUGUCUGUAAGGGUCAUAAGACCAGUGUUAGGGUAUUAUGUAUCAGCCUUGUGAGCCAACAUUGCUGCUCCCACAAGAUUUAUGGCAUCUUUCCACACCACUGAAGUGAUUUUUAUAUAUCCUACUUUUAUUUAUUAUUAUUAGUUUUCAAUAUGUGAAUAUUCAAGUUUACUCUACUGAGUAUUUCCAGCUGCUGAGUCACUGCAUUACCAUGUUUUUAUGUGAUAUUGAUCCUCGUAUGGGAUUAGGUUCUUAUCAGUUUGAAAAAAGGACAGCUGCCAUUUAUCACUGUAGUGGAUUUGCAGUGAAGAUAAGAGGCCACCUGAGAUAACAUCACUGCCAGACAUCAGGAACAUCUAAGCCAGACCAGGCCACUGAAAGCAAAACGGGUGCCCAUUAUGUCUUUGUCUGAUUGUCAGAUACCCCUUAUUACUCUGCAGCAAACUUUCAACAUGCGUAUUACUUUGCUGUCAGAGUUUAAGAAUCUUGUCUGUAUUUUUUUCUUUUGUUAUUAUUAUUUUUUUCACUAUUUUAAUUUAAGAUAAAUGUUGAUGUAUAAUUUUUUUUGUCCUUCAAAGUUUGGACAAAAGUGGGGGUCUGGCUGCAGAUGGUUCCAUGUAUGCCAACACUGCCCAGUAAGAUAAGAUUAAUUAUUAUUUUAUUGUAUUUUAUAUUAUCUUAAUGUUUUAUUCUUCUGCUGAUGUUUCCUCUAUGCUGUCUUCAUAGGGUUGUUUUCUUAUGGAAUACCUGAAAGAAGAGUCUUACCAGUUUCUGGUAAUUACAGCUAAAGUUUUUAUGAUCUUUUUUGUAUUGCCUCUUUUUAAAACCUAACAUGUAAUGUGUUAAUAUUAUGUAUUUUCAUUGUUUUAUUUGUUAAUCACUUUCUGUUAUCUUUAGAAUUUCUUUUAUAGUUUCUGUGCUUGAUCAUUCUGUCAUUUACUUCGCAGAAGGUAAUUUGAUAUUUCUAUGAACAUUUUUAGCCUCCCAUAUUGUCGUAGCCCAACAUUGGUGCCAUAUUUUAAAAAGUUUGCCCACCCAUACCGACAUUACAUACCCCGCCUCACCAACAGAUACACAGCAGUUAUGCUCAAUGUGAUCUCUUGUAGGAUGCAGGGACUGCGAACCCUGACCCCAACAUUGAGUUUGGUGGAAGACAAUUGCAGGCCUGAGUUGGGAAUAUUCUUUUUAUGAAAUGUCUUUGAAGUGGAUUUCAUUGUUGCUGCUAUUUGAUUAUCAUGAGUAAUACAUUCAUAAGAAUAUUGAUUUUGAUUUUCAUGGUUUAAUGAUUUUGAAAAUAUUGCUUUGCUUAUUGUAAUUGAUUUUAAAAUCUAAAAGUUACUUAUACCAUCUUUGGCCUAAAUUAUCUUCUACUGGACCAUUAGAAACCUGGUAAGCUCAGCUUAAUGCUGAGCUGCUCCGUUGUACUAGUCACUGUGGGGUGUGUAGGAUUGCUACCUUGUUAUAUGAUAGGCAAUUUUUAUUUAUCUAUUUAUUUUUUUUUUAUUGAUUUUGUUAUUCUCCCUCCUUUUUGGGAAGAGCUCUAUCUGAUAGCCAGAAAAAGGUAAGGAUCUCAACUGUUGUUUAGGGGGAAAGAAAAAUGCAGCAUGUUGGUGUUAAUGCGACAAACAGUCGUGGUAGUUAUGGAUCUGCUGUCUCAGGUUCCUUAUGUGAUAUGUAUUACCUCAGCUGUUCUAAAUAGUUUUUGGACAAAACUUGGGCAUUUUUUACCUACUGAAUCAAACAAGCCACUUGAAUGCUAGUUCCAAUGAAUAUUAGAAUAGAUGAGCUCUUCCUAAGAAUCAAAAUUUUACUUCCUAUUAAACUGUGGUUGUUAUUGGUGCCUGUUUAAGUUUUAAAGUUAAUGACCUGCAACCCUACACACCAUCCCCUCUGCCCGCCCCCUCCCCCUCCCCAUGGGUCCUGCACCUCCGUCAGGCUCACAGUUGCACUCCUGUGCUGAUAUUAAUAUACCUGUUUUCAUAAAAGAUUGAUUCUGGUUAAGAUAAAAAGAAUUGCCUUAAUUGUCUGGAAUGCAAACAAAUAUGUUAAACUUUCUACAUAACUGGUUACAAGAAUCAAAUAAGUUUGCCAUUGCACCUCUUGGAUGAUUAUCAAUUGUACAACAUUAUGGCAUAUAUCCAGUUGGCACAUUUUCUGCUGUAUCAGCAGUCUAACCAUUUUGCACAAAAAGAAAAAAAAAAAGAUUUUAUGCAUUUAAAUGAAAAAAUUGCAUCAAUUUUUUCAACCAGUUUUGUUGUGUGCAAUGAGUGUGUGAGAGUGUAGGAUCCCCCUGGACCCACCAGGUACACCUGCAGUAUUCCCAUACGUUGGCAUGUUCAUCGUUUGUUUUAGUACCCUGGGGAUGGCUACAGCCUAUGCCAUAUGCAAAAUAUACAUCCAUUUUCAAGUUUGUUUCAUAUGUUUUAUCCUAACCUGUUAGGAUUAGGUUAUUCUUGUAUUUAUUUAUGUAUUUCUUUACUGUUGCCUUCAGUACAAUGUAACUUAUCUUCUGUCAAUGUCAUGUGUUUAUCAUUGACACUACUGCUGUUAUGUUGAUUUUUUUGUACUUUUUUAUAUUAUAUACUCACCCUCAGUGUCCAUAGCACAAUGGGAAGCAAGGCAGAUCAGAAAGAAUAGUGUACAGUAUAUUCUUCAUUUUGAUGAAAUAUAGCAGUAAUGGGAUACAAGAAAACAGAUUAAUAAGUUGCCAAGACAGAUGUGUGAGACAGACGUCAUGAGAUAGGUUUAGAAAACAAGUACUAUCACAUAUGUAGAAAGACAAGACGUGCCAAGACAGACUUAGUAUGAGAGAUGUUCUAAGCUAGAUAUACUAAGGGAGCUGUAAUAAUAAAACAGUUAGCAUUGGUCAGACAGUGGAUGUGGUGUUUGGGCUGUCACAACAUGGGCCAAUUUGAACAUGUUCUGCUUGUGGUAGAUGAUGCCAUUAAUAUGAUGAGGUUGUAUUUUUAGGCAGUACUAAUUGUAAUGACUAAUGUUCAAAUACUAUUUACUUUUUAUUUAUUUAUUACCUUUUUUUCUGUGUAAGUUACAGGGCACAGCUCCUGAUGUACUUAAUUUAGGGGUGCCCCAUAAUGGUUUAAUGAUAUCCGAACAUCACUGUUAAAAAGGGUGGAUAUAUAUCAUGUUUACUGUUGUGUUAAUUGUGUAACAACCAUGCUAGUACUGGUUAAGUUCAGAUUAUCCUCAUUUUUUUGUAAUUUAAAGAAUCAAUAAUUAUUUAUUCCCUCAUGUUCAGUUCGCUCAAGUACUGUGUAUUGAAAAAUCUUUUUGUGCUCAAUUUAGUUUGAUUCUCAUUAUUAUCUAUGUGGCUGUGUAAUCCCUGAAAGGCCGGGGGUUUGUUACACAAUAGCUAACUUUAUACACAUUAAUGAUAUUGAUACACAUAGUAAUUUAUAGUGGCAGCAGUACAGAAAGUAUUUAGAAUUAUACCAAUCAGGCAACUCAGAAAAAGACAUGUAAUUCAUGAAUUGUACAGUCACUGAUAGUUAAUGAAGGUUGAUCCUUUGGCACAUUUAUGUACAUUUGUAUGUGACUUUAUUUAGAUUUCCAUUAGAUACAUUUAAAGACUGUAGGUGAAUAAAUAAUUGUUUUGUAGUAAAACAAAAAAGAAUAAAAAAAAAAUCAAAGGAACAGUCCAUAUUACCUAUCAUUCUUGGCUGCCAUUAGUUGAAUUGUUGAAAUAUAGCAAAAUUGUUGCCAUAUUGCUACCAGUUAUAAAAUAUUUUCCAUGACUCAUUCCUAGAUCCCAUGACAGAAACUUUCAGACUUUGUUAUGGGAUACUGUCUCAAUACCUCCCCUCCCCCCAUAGUUGUUGAUACACUCAUAACCCUGGCCACAGCAUAUCCAGUGCCUUUCCUCUGCAGUAGGGAACAUAUCACAGCUUCUUAUGUUCAGUUAGGUCCCUACUUGUAUUGUAGGGCUGGAGCAAGUUUAAUACACAUGAAUUUUGGGUGUCAUUGAAAAAUGUAUGUGUUUUCUUAGUACAGGUCAUCUGCCUCCAAAGCAGGUAUCAUUGCCAAGUAAAAGUAAAGAUGACUAGAAACCUUAAGCAAGAGGCCAUCGGUGCUAGGGACAAGUUGCACCUGUACUCAGAAUUUAUAUUACAUUACUGUUUAUGCAUUUUUCAAAGCCCCUUAUCUCAGCACGUCAGCGCCCAGGAGCUGAAGUUAAUGGUAACUGUACAAGUUAUUCAUCACAUAUAAUCCAUAAAAGAAGAAACAAAAGAAUACUGACCAUUUCCAUGUACCGGUUGUUCAAAAUUCAUCCCAGUAUAUAUGUAUCCCUAAAACUGGAGAUCUCAAACAUUAGAUGGUUUGUUUGAAUGUUUAAUUUUAGUUAUGUCUUGAGUGUCUGUUCCAGAUACCUUUGUUAAUAUAGUGAUACUUGAAACUAGCACUGCCAGUAACAGUCAGGUUAUGGAUUAAUAUUAACACUAAGGAUAUCUGUCGUUAACAAGUGUGCCAGCUACAUAUUCUGCCUAUUAUUGCAAAUGAAACAGCUCUUUUGUGAUGCAAGUUUCUGAUAAUUUUACUCAUCUCAUGGUGCUUGUGGUGUGCAAGGAAAAAAACAUUCCAUUGCAAAGGUGCCCAUGAGGUGCCUUGGAGAUAUGAGAUAAACCAUGCAUUUGAGUUUUAUUCCAACUCAUUUUCAUAGUUCUCAUUGAUUGAAAAAUGUAAAAUGUGCUUAACAGAAAAGGAAAAAAAGUUGAGUUAAGCUGCCUGCCUGGGAAGUGUUGAUAAUGUUCAUAUGGAAAUCUGCCAUGGUGCGCUGAUGUUGCUUGUGAUGUUAAUGAUCUCUUACAAUGAUAACUAAUAGAGGCUCAUUGUAGGUCCAUCACUGCCAAGGUUUGGAAGCCAACAGUGUACCCACUGCCAUGCAUACAAGUGAAACUAAUGUUAAUUAAUAUUAAUUUAUUUUGCUGGACCAUGGUGUGAGAAGGCGUGUGUUCCUUAUACUCAGGGUUGUGGUAUGUUUGUACUCUCAAACUCAGAAAAUUUAUUAUUUAUAUCAAUUAUUCCAGAGCAAAAGUUUGAAGCCUGAUCAUUAAAGAGCAUGAGAGCACAAACAAUGACAUCAAUUAGCCCUGUGGUACAGUGUGUAGAAUAAAUGUGACAUGAAGAGAAA
Penaeus vannamei (Pacific white shrimp) is the source of this 6031-nucleotide messenger RNA. The record is from RefSeq and is a predicted model, not a curated record. Lineage: Eukaryota; Metazoa; Arthropoda; Malacostraca; Decapoda; Penaeidae.